Thlaspi arvense is the source of this 1194-nucleotide messenger RNA. NCBI's taxonomy places the organism in Eukaryota, Viridiplantae, Streptophyta, Magnoliopsida, Brassicales, Brassicaceae. The record is from the annotation of a GenBank genome assembly.
AUGGAAGGUCGAGAAGCAAUGGCAUUCCCAGGAGCACACCCUUCUCCUUUCUACUUUGCAAGAGGAGCUUUCACUUCAAUCCCCGCUUCUCAAUCCGCGAGUGCCCUCCACGCGCCGCCAGGCUUUAGGCCAAUGUCGAACCCUAACUUGCACCAGCAGCCGCCGCCGCCGCAGCACACUUUUCCUAAUUCCGGCCAUCCGUUCCCUCCCUUCGGGGAGCAGAGGCAUCAUCAGGAUUUCAGCCAUGGGAUUCACAUGGGCAUGGCUUCUUCUUCUCCGGCUAUGCAGCCGCCGGUAGCUGCGGCGGAGCCGGUGGUUAAGAAGAAGCGUGGAAGGCCGAGGAAGUAUGUGCCUGAUAACAAGAUUGAUCUCGGGCUAUCUCCGAUGUCUUCUUCUCACAAGCCUAAGAACUCUUCUUCAAUGUCUGAUCCUAAUGCACCUAAACGAGCUAGAGGUCGGCCACCAGGAACUGGGAGAAAGCAGCGUCUCGCUGAUCUCGACACACCCACUUUGGUUAAAGCAAACUGUCUGAUUCCAUGUUGCUGUUAUGUGAAUUCGGAUCCAGAAAGCGUUAUAACAGAGCUAUUUUGGGGUUUGGGAUUGAGGAUUGAGAAUGUGGACAUCGUUUCAAAAGUCCUGUCCUUCUCACUACAAAGGCCAAGAGCCCUUUGUAUAAUGUCAGGAACCGGAACGGCUUCUUCGGUGACGCUAUGUCAGACCGGAUCCUCAGUGCCUAAUCUGUCUUUUCAGGGGCCAUUUGAGAUACUAAGCUUAGGAGGAUCUUACCUGGUGAAUGAAGAAGGUGGGUCUAAAAGCCGAACAGGUGGUAUUAGUGUCUCUCUCUGUCGCUCCACUGGUGAACUUGUUGGUGGCGGAGUCGGAACGCUUAUUGCAGCCAGUCUCGUUCAGGUUGUGGCGUGUAGUUUUGUAUACGGAAGUGCAAAGGUUAAAGCAAUCAAGCAAGAAAACGGCUCAAAGGAAGACAAGAAGAGCAGAAACAACAGCAACGUGGAGACACCGAAGAGCGAACCGCCGCCUCCGCCUCCGCCACCGGCAACAGAAUCAGAAGCUGAAGCGGCUCAGACGCCACCAGACUUCUCUAGUCCAGGAUGGUCAGGAUCUGGUGGUGGCAACAGAUCAAUUGACUCGAGAAACCAUAACCAUCUCACUGAUAUUGACUUGACACGAGGAUGA